AUGGAUGCGGAUGGAUCUGGUAAACUGAAUCUAGGAGAACUUCAAAACACAGCCAUCCGCUUGUCGGACUUGGCUGGCCGUGUGCAAACUUUUCGCGAAGAGAACAAGGGCAUGUCGGCCGAGAACUGCUUGCUGGAAUUUGGACAAUUGCUGCAAAUGGGACAUGAUCUCGUUGGACCUCAAGCACAUCCGCUUCUCCCGGACAGCCACAUCUCAGCUUCCAGCUACUUCAAUGAACGAGCAGAGUAUGGCAAGCAACAGAUGUGGCGGUCGCGACUGGAUUGCAUCGACUCUUGCUGGGUUGGAAAGCCCAAAGACCAAGAUCCAAAUCCCUGGCUUCAGUGGCAGUUUUCCUCAUGCAGAGAGAUCCGGGCUAUUGGGACAAAGGGCAGGCCCGAUACCGACAGCUGGGUCACAAAGUUCACGAUCAAAUAUUUGGCGGAAGAGCUUGAGGAUGAUGAGGAGAUUCCAGACACUUGUCAUCACCUGUAA
Messenger RNA from Durusdinium trenchii, 492 nucleotides. Lineage: Eukaryota; Dinophyceae; Suessiales; Symbiodiniaceae. The record is from the annotation of a GenBank genome assembly.